AGCUGACGGAAGAGGAGCUGGAGAUUUGGCGCAAGUUUUUGUCCAGAGACAGGAGGCGAAAGAGCAGUGUGUUCGGUCUGCUCCUCUGUSAGCUCCCUGAACUCCUGUUAGCUAACAAACACGUUCAGCUCGAGCGCUUCGACUGAAACAACUGAAAUACUUUCAUUUCCUACAACACCGGAAGUUGGAAAAGCCCGCGGAGUUUGUUCCACAGAGACUGAGCAGAGGCCCCAGAAUGCCCAGCACCCGCUCCAAGGGCCAGGCUCAGCCCACGCUGCAGUUUCCACGCCGCAAAUCCUGCCGAGCAUCAAGUAUCAAGACUCCCAAAUGCCAAGAGGCUCCGCCUUCAUCACCAACAAAGCCAUCGCCCAACCCCGUUACCCGGAUCAGACCCCUCUCCCCGAGACGCCCAGCCCUGCCUGUGUCCCUGACACCAAGAAGCCUCGUGGACCAGCUCCCUCCACGGUCCCUGAAGCAGCCAGGUCUGAGGCCUCUGUCCCCCAGACGACCUGCAGUUCAGCCACCGACCCCACCCUCCGCUGCCCGACUCCCCCUGAGCCCACGGAAACGCACAGGUGAUGAGAACGGCUGCAACCUCAGCGCCGCCCUGCAGGGUUCCCCUCCCAAGCAGAACAAACCCACUCUGACCUCGCAACGCAAACUGGGCUUCGACGAGAACUCGCCGGCCUCGUUCCACCCAGCAUCAGGUCCGUCCUCUUCACAACAGCUACUGUCUACAGACAAGUUGUCCCCCAGAAAGCUAGAACCGCCCCCUGGAAGUCCUGUGUGUCCAACCCUGCAGACGCCAGCAGAAAAGUCCAGGCUUCAGAGCGUGAAGCAGGUCCUCCACACUGCGGUUCCUCAGCGCCUGUUGUCCCGGGAGGCUGAGCAGGCCUCCAUUCGCUCUUUCCUGCAGGAGAAGGUCCUGCAGCGAGUCCCUGCCAGCCUCUACAUCUCAGGAGCCCCAGGGAGCGGGAAGACGGCCUGCCUGAACUGUGUGCUGCAGGACAUGAAGGUAUCAGCUGAAGGGAUCCUGGACCCGUCAGCGCUUCAGUUCUGUGCCAGGAAGGUCUCGGCAGUGUCUGGAGARGCCAGGAAAGCUCUGGACAUCUGCAGGAGAGCAGUGGAGGUCGCAGAAGCUGAUGAGAGGAAGAAGACGUCUCAGUCUACGAGUGACCAACACCGGCCUGCAGUCAGCCUCCCGCAGGUGGCCCGGGUGCUGUCAGAGGUUUACGGGGACCGCAUGGUGUGUCAGGGCAGCAGCUCAGAGGGAGAGGCCUUCCCUCUGCAGCAGAAGCUGCUGGUCUGCUGCCUCCUGCUGCUCCUGCGCAGUGGGAAGAACAAAGAGUUCAGCCUGGGGAAGCUCCAUGAGGUGUACAGCAGGCUGUGUGCUCAGAGGCAGGUGUGUGCGGUGGGACAGGGGGAGUGUCUGUCUCUCUGCAGUCUCCUGGAGAGUCGAGGGGUCUUUGCUCUGAAGAAGGCCAAAGAGGCUCGUCUCACAAAGGUGUUUCUGAAGAUCCAGGAGAAAGAAGUUGAAAACGCUCUGAAGGACCGCGCCCUGCUGGGCAGCAUCCUGUCUGCAGGACUGCCCUCAUGACGACCAGCAAGUCUUGGAUUGUUGAAAAAAUAAGAUUUUUUUAAUUUUUGCUACAUUUG
Austrofundulus limnaeus is the source of this 1656-nucleotide messenger RNA. RefSeq names its product cell division cycle 6 homolog (S. cerevisiae) (gene cdc6). Lineage: Eukaryota; Metazoa; Chordata; Actinopteri; Cyprinodontiformes; Rivulidae. Gene Ontology annotation, molecular function: ATP hydrolysis activity; DNA replication origin binding; ATP binding. Gene Ontology annotation, biological process: DNA replication initiation; mitotic DNA replication checkpoint signaling; cell division. Gene Ontology annotation, cellular component: nucleus. The record is from RefSeq and is a predicted model, not a curated record.